This is a messenger RNA of Coregonus clupeaformis (lake whitefish), 1165 nucleotides long. RefSeq names its product zinc finger protein 239. The record is from RefSeq and is a predicted model, not a curated record. Gene Ontology annotation, biological process: regulation of transcription by RNA polymerase II. The transcript has 3 exons. Bases 1 to 1077 code for a protein of 358 amino acids. NCBI's taxonomy places the organism in Eukaryota, Metazoa, Chordata, Actinopteri, Salmoniformes, Salmonidae. Gene Ontology annotation, molecular function: RNA polymerase II cis-regulatory region sequence-specific DNA binding; DNA-binding transcription activator activity, RNA polymerase II-specific. Gene Ontology annotation, cellular component: nucleus.
AUGGUCAAAGUAGAGGAGGAAGAGGAGGACAAAGCUCUUGUAGUUAAAAAAGAAGAAGAGGAGGGUGGUUUUGCAGUCAAAGAAGAAGAAGAGGAAGAAGCUAUUGGGGUUUUUAUUCUUCCUGACGGAAACUGCAACCAGUGGCCUGUCAGUGGGAAGAGUCCCUCUGUGUCAGAAGAACCACAACAACAACAACAACAACAACAACAACAACCAAAGAAACAACAACAACAGCCCCAGGAACCCCACCACUCCCCUCUGUACUGCCCCGACUGUGGGAGGAGCUUCGUCAGCCCCGGGAUACUGAACGUGCACCGCAGAAUCCACCAGAGCAGAACAAUCCACACCACCACCACCGGUGAGCCGCCUCACUACUGCCGUGACUGCGGCAAGAGCUUCGACAGCGCCCAAUACCUCAACAAGCACCGUUUGGUUCACACAGCAGAGAGGACGCACCACUGCUCCCAGUGUGGCCGGAGCUUCCUGAGACUCCAGCACCUCAAAGACCACCGGAGAACCCACAGCGGAGAGAAGCCUCACUACUGCUCCGUGUGCGGGAAGGGCUUCACCAAGGGCCGAAUGCUCCGGACACACCAACGUCUGCAUGCCGUGGAGGGGGCUGACGUCGGGGAUGGGACGGGGGAGGGUAGUGGGGUGGUGAUGUCAGCGAUGGGGCGGAAGAGAGCUCUGAGAGUUCUAGCCGGAGUGGAUUACUACCACUGCUCUGAGUGUGGGAAGAGCUUCUCCAGUUCAGCCUAUCUUAAGGUGCAUCAGAAGGCGCACACGGGAGACAAACCCCACCAGUGUGCUCAGUGUAAGAAGUCAUUCGGCACGUCAUGGGGUUUAAAGGUCCACCGGCAGACUCACUCUGGAGAGAAGCCCCACCAGUGCGCCGACUGUGGGAAGAGGUUCUCGGACCUGCGCAGCCACAAAGCCCACCAGAGCACCCACACUGGAGAGAAACCAUACACAUGCCCUGUCUGUGGAAAAGGCUUUGCCUGGCAGAAGAGCCUACAGAAACACCAGGCCACACACAGCAGCAGUGGUGGUGGAAUCAUAGAAGUACAUAUAGAAUAAUGUAUGAUAACCUGGAGGUUUUCACUCCAACCCUAAUCUAGCACCUGAUUCUAAUAACCAGCUGGUUGAUAAAAUGAAUCAGGUUAGU